Molecule: messenger RNA, 4017 nt
Organism: Darwinula stevensoni
Lineage: Eukaryota; Metazoa; Arthropoda; Ostracoda; Podocopida; Darwinulidae
Source: the annotation of a GenBank genome assembly
AUGUUCCUGCUGCAAAGCAGUUACAUGGUUGCCAAGGAUCAUGGAUGGCUGAAGCUCACAUGUAGACCCCAAGAGGUCAUUCGGAUUCACCGGCUGGUUUCAAAGAGGUACGUGAAGAAGAAAAUGUUCGGUGAUGGCUCGAAUCGCGUCUCGGCUCAUCGCAUCAUCACUGCAGCAUCCCUCUCGCCAGUCAAGAAACCCACGUCUGUUGAGAAAAUGUCCAAGCUCAAGUGCCUUACACUUCGAGGUGUUCGGAACUUUGGACCAGACGACGAGCAGAAGCUUGACUUUGAGACUCCUAUCACUCUCAUCCAGGGACAGAAUGGUUGUGGGAAAACAACCAUCAUAGAGGCACUGAAAUAUGUGACUGCUGGUGAAUUUCCACCUGGAACCACAAAAGGGCAAGGAUUCAUCCAUGACCCCAAACUCACGCACAAAGUUUCCGUGAAAGGGCAAGUGAGGCUCGCAUUCAGAGAUGUGAACGGUCAGAGUAUGGCAGUUGUUCGUACCAUAGAAUGCAUUCAAAAGAAGGCAAAGUUGGAAAUGAAAACGUUGGAUAGUACUAUCAUCAAGAAGACACCAACUGGAGAGCAAGUGUCCUUGAGUCACAAAUGUGCUGACCUAGAUGUGGAAGUGGGCUUGGCACUAGGUGUCACCAAGCCAAUUCUCAACUAUGUCCUCUUUUGCCAUCAAGAGGAAUCUAACUGGCCUUUGGAUGAACCCAAGAAGCUGAAAGAAAAAUUUGAUGCCAUAUUCUCUGCCACCAAGUAUAUAAAAUGCUUGGAUGCAAUAAGGAACACCAGAAAAAAAUAUAUGGAAGAUGUGAAGACUAGUAAGGAAGUACUAAAGGAGUUGGAGAAGAUGCAAGAUGUUUUGAUGCAAAAGCAGAAUGAGCUGUCCAAGCUCCAGAAACGAGAAGAGGAAACCAGGGAUGAAAUUGAGACAAUAGAAGUCCAACUUACACCACUGCGGGAAAAACUGGCAGAUAUAGAGAAGGAAGAGAAGGAGAUUCAGCAAUUGAAUCAUGAAAUAGAUACCAAGGAAGUUAAGCUGAAGGAGAAUGAACGCGUGCAGAAGGACCUGCAGAAUAGCAUCUCAGAGGUAUUUCGUGGGACCAAAGAAGACCUCGAGGAUGACAUUAAGGCUUUUGCUCUCAAGAUCCGUGAGAAGGAGAGCCAUCUGAAACAGCUGGAGAAGCGAAAAGAGAGCAUCGGGGCAGACAUCGAGAGGCUAAAUGGAGAGCGGCGCAAGAUGCUGAUGGAAGUUGGGAGACUUCAGACUGAGCAUGACCAACAUAAUCAGAGCAUCAAAGACCGAGAUACCCUCAUUCGUAGUGCUGCACGUGAUUUCAGGAUUCCUGCUGAAGGAGCAGACAUUCCUCAGAAUAUUAUGGAGAAAUUUCUUAGAGAUUUAAAUGGAGUUGUCACAAGCUCUGAAGAUACAAUGCACAUGACUGAGGCUGAGUAUGAUAUGAAGCUUAAUGAAGCUCAGGAGAGAAUCUCUGAAAUUAGGGACAAGAGAUCCACCUUGGAUUCCACAUUGGCAUUGAAGCAGCAGCAAGUUAAGGAGUCAAAGGAAGAAGUGAGAAAGCUGGGUCGUAAUUUGAAUCAGAUGUCUGCUUCUGACACUGAACUUUCCAUCAAGGAGUCCCAAAUAGAGAGAGUGGAUCAAGACAUAGCUGCCUUAGAGGAAGCCUUUGAUGAAGGUGGGAUCAAGAAAGAGAUAGAGGAAGUGCAGGGGCAGAAAUCCAGCUUAGAAACUGUGGUGAAUCAGCUGAACAAGGAAUUGAAUCGCCUGCAUAUCGAAUCAUCUGCUCGAGCUGAACUAGACAAGCUCCGUUCUGAUCUCAAUGCAAAGCAAGAAAGUAUUCGUCGUUUGAAAGUGACACAUGAGGAUAGCAUCCUCCAUCUGGUUGGGAAUGUAGCUGAUGAAGAUAUCCGAUCUCAAGUGGAUUCUCUUGUCCAGCGCCUUAGUGGUGAAGUGAAAACUUUGCAGAAUCAGCUAGAGGCAGCCCGGUUGGAAAAUCAUCGCCUUCAGGAUAAAAAGGUGCACUGUGAAAAGGAGCUAGCAGCAAAAGAGAAGGAACUUCAGACAUCCCAGACUCGGAUCCAAGACCAGGUUGGUAACCAAGAACUGGAAACAGCCAUCCAGCAGACUGAGAAGGCCUUGACAGAGAAUCAAGAAGCCAAGGGAGCAUUGGUGGGCUCCACUCACCUCUACAGUCGCUAUGUGAAACGGCUUCAGACAAAGGGCCCAGACUGCCCUUUGUGCCAUCGCAAGUUUGAGUCACGAACUCAAAUAGAAGAACUGAAGCAUCACAUCCAAGACAAAAACACAGCUGUGACUGACCUGGAGGAACGACUGGAAACACUGCAAACUGAUGAAGCCAUCGCUCGCUCCAUUCAGCCUGACCUAGCCCUGCUUGAGACUCAAGUCAGGGACAUCCAACGCUUGAAGAUAGAGAUUGCAUCACAGGAGACAAGAGUCUCUGUGUCUGACUCCAGACGCACACUGCAAGUGGUGGCUGCUGAGAAGGAAAGGGAGGAAGCCAGGCUCAGUGCCCGCAGGAUGGAGCUGGAAUCCCUUCAGCAGCGUUUGGCAGACCACAGGGAACGAUUGAACGACCUUCGCAUCCAGAAGAGUGCCUUGGCAGAGGCCAAAAUCAAGGCAGUGAAUGAAUUGCAAGAAAGGGUGAAGAUGGAGGAGAAGCAAGGGGAGCUGCAGAAGCAGAUUGCAAAGACUGAGGCAGAAAUCCAGGAGAUUCAGAGGAAGUGUGAACCACUCAAUGCCCAGCUGAAUGCCUCUAGCAAGGAUAAGGCCAGAAUUGCAGAUGAGAAGAGGGUUGCGCUUGAGCAUCAUCGAACCAAUUUAGAGAAAAAGAGGCAAUGCAGGGAUGGAAUAGAGAGUCUGCAGAAAAAGAUAAUGGGAUAUGAGUCAAGUGGGAAGGGGAAUCGGCUGUCAGAGGCCCAGGAGAGAGAUGAUGAGCUUAAGACAGAGCUAGCCCAACUGGAAGCCAGGAGGGACCUCAUGGUGGAGCAGCUGGAUUCCCUUCGUCGGGACAUCUCGCAACAACAGGUGCGUGAAAACGAGCUGCAUGCAUGCCUGCUGUUGAUGGAGAGACAAGAGGAACAGGCAGAGUUAGAGAAGCAGCUGGGGCGAUUAAGAGCUCAAGUUAGUGGCCAUAACAGCACUGACCUCUUCAAGGAGAAACAGACCUUGUCUACCAGAGCAGGCACACUCCAACAGCAGGUUCAGUUCCCUUCCCUUCCAUUCUUUUGCCCUGUCUCAAGAUACCAAAAGCAAGGUCAGCAAAAGGAGCUGGCUGAAACCAUCUGCAGAAUCAACAAGGAGCUUCAGGGCAAAAUCCUCAGAGAUGCAUCGGCCAAUUAUCUGAAGAAGUUUCAGGAGUUGAAAGCAACAGAAAUAGUUGCAGAAGAUCUGAACAAGUAUUACAAGGCUCUGGACUGGGCAAUCAUGCGCUUCCAUGUGGAAAAGAUGACCACUAUAAACCGGACUGUACGGGAACUUUGGAGCACUACUUACAAGGGCAGCGAUAUUGACUACAUCGAGAUCAAAACAGACCCAAGUGAUUCUAAGGGAGCUGACUCAAGGAGGACUUACAAUUAUCGAGUGGUGAUGAUCAAGAACAAAGUAGAGCUGGACAUGAGAGGACGAUGUAGUGCUGGGCAGAAGGUCUUGGCCUCCUUGAUCAUUCGAAUAGCAUUGGCAGAGACAUUUGGUACCAAGUGUGGUGUCUUGGCUCUUGAUGAACCUACAACCAACUUGGACAAGGAGAAUGUGGAAUCUCUUGCUGAGGCUCUUGAAGAGUUGGUGAAGAAGAGAUCAAGGCAGCGGAACUUCCAGCUCGUUGUCAUUUCACACGAUGAGGCUUUUGUUGAGCGACUUGCAACCAAAGUCCAUGUAGAUGACUACUAUCACGUCUGUCGAGAUAACAACCUCAUGGGGACAGUGAAGGUGAGGGAGAUGCAAACUUGUUACAAGGAAGACCCAUCUUGA